Molecule: messenger RNA, 1512 nt
Organism: Telopea speciosissima
Lineage: Eukaryota; Viridiplantae; Streptophyta; Magnoliopsida; Proteales; Proteaceae
Product: protein SHORT-ROOT-like
Exons: 1
Coding region: 86-1267 (393 amino acids)
Biological process (GO): regulation of DNA-templated transcription
Cellular component (GO): nucleus
Molecular function (GO): sequence-specific DNA binding; DNA-binding transcription factor activity
Source: RefSeq, a predicted model, not a curated record
GGACUCAAAAAUGACUUUUGAUCACUGAAACCCUGUAACAUUGGUUUCAGUGUUCUCUAACAGAGAAUCCAAUAAUUGAGUAGACAUGCAAAACACCAGGACAUCUUCGCCGAUUCCUGGCAACCCAUGCGGUGAGAAAUGGGCCUCGAGGCUUCUUUCUGAGUGUGCAGAAGCAAUUGCAGAAAAGAAUACAAAUAAGAUCCAUCAUCUCCUUUGGAUGUUGAAUGAACUCGCAUCACCUUAUGGUGAUAUUGAUCAGAAAUUGGCUUCUCACUUCUUGCAAGCACUUUUCUGUAAAGCAACAGAAUAUGGUGAACAGUGCUACAAGAGUCUAAUAUCUGUUGCAGAGAAGAAACACAGCUUUGAGUCUACUAGGAAGAUGAUACUGAAAUUUCAAGAGAUGAGUCCAUGGACUACAUUUGGUCAUGUAGCUUCAAAUGGUGCUAUUUUAGAAGCCUUAGAAGGGGAAAACAAACUACACAUAAUUGAUAUUAGCAACACUUUUUGCACUCAGUGGCCUACACUCUUAGAAGCCUUGGCUACAAGGAAUGAUGAGACACCACAACUAAAGCUUACUGUUGUGGUAACCGAAAGUAUGGAAAGGUCAGUCAUGAAGGAGAUUAGCCAUAGAAUGAAGAAAUUUGCUAGGUUGAUGGGAGUUCCCUUUGAGCUUAAUGUAGUGAGUCGGUUAGCCCACUUAUGCCAGUUAACUAAAGAAGAGUUGAGCGUAGAGGAAGACGAAGCUGUGGCGAUAAAUUGUAUCGGUGCGUUGCGGAGGGUUAAUGUUGAUGAGCGAGGAGCUGUGAUUCGUAUGCUUCAUGGGCUUAGUCCAAGAGUAGUGACAGUAGUUGAAGAAGAAGCUGAUUUCACUAGCACAAGAGAUGAUUUUGUCAAAUGUUUUGAAGAGUGCUUAAGAUUCUAUAAUCUUUAUUUUGAAAUGUUAGAUGAAAGCUUUGUUUCUACCAGUAAUGAGAGAUUAAUGUUGGAAAGGGAAUGUUCCAGAAGCAUAGUUAGUAUUUUGGCUUGCAAUAUUGAGAGUAGCUGUGAAGAAUCUGAAUUAAGAGAAAGAAGUAGCCAAUGGUGCAAUAGACUGAAGGAGUGCUUCUCGGCAGUUGGAUUCAGUGAUGAUGUUGUGGAUGAUGCAAAGUCGCUUCUAAAGAGGUACCGUGCUGGUUGGUCUCUUGUGUUUUCUCAAGGGGAUAAUCCUGCGCUUUUUUUGAUGUGGAAAGAGGAACCUGUUGUAUGGGCUUCUGCUUGGAAACCCUAGAAUCUAUAUUAGACCAAGAUUGGACUUAUGUUCGUUCUGACAAAAGGGAUUCUUGUAAGUUUUUUUUUUAAAACUCUAAUUUUAUCCAGACACACUCUUAUGUCUUAUUUGUAUCCUGAUUGUUUAUAUGCGUGGGUAUUAUAUAUCUUCCUUAUGGGUUUUCCAUUUUCUUCAAGUUUUCUGAUCAUGUUAAUUGCCAAUAAGUAUUCAUUUAUAUCAAUAUGAAUUGACUGCAUAUUUAAUGA